AUGUUUACUAGUAUCACCUUUGACUUUCGAGCACUCGAACCAAUUGUCGAUCCCGCCGCAAUUCUUACACUGGGAUCCUUUAAGGCCAUUGUAGUGGGAUCAAAGCUGGUCUGGUACGUUUCAAAUGCGAUGGGGUACAGCGGGGGUUACCCGGAGCGCUUCAAAUCACUGCAGAAAAUUUAUUGGGGCACUCUUCAAUCCCCAAUUAAGUUAUUUUGGAGGCGCGGAUCGGGUGGCGUUGUCACUCUGUAA
Messenger RNA from Alternaria arborescens, 252 nucleotides. RefSeq lists its product as hypothetical. The transcript has a single exon. The record is from RefSeq and is a predicted model, not a curated record. The coding region runs from base 1 to 252 and encodes 83 amino acids. NCBI's taxonomy places the organism in Eukaryota, Fungi, Ascomycota, Dothideomycetes, Pleosporales, Pleosporaceae.